AUGGAGACCCCUUCAUCUGGUACCGUGACACCAGUUGAUGAGGAACAUGGGGUCGAUGGAAUUAGGAAGAGGCUCACUAUCACUUUUCGCGACUUGAACGUCCGGGUUACAGCACCCGAUGCUGCACUUGGGAGCACUUUAUGGUCGCGAGUUGACCCUCGUCAGUUCUCGGGCUUGUUCAAUCGAAAUGAGCGCCCCAAAAGAACUAUCUUGAAGGAUGUUUCUGGGCAGGUCAAGCCUGGAGAAAUGCUCCUAGUUCUUGGACGUCCAGGGUCUGGAUGCACUUCUCUCCUUAGAGUUCUUUCGAAUGAUCGAGAUACUUUUGACGAAAUCAGCGGCGAAACUCGAUAUGGAAGCAUGGAUCAUAAAGCCGCAGGGCAGUUCCGUCAGCAGAUCAUGUUCAACAACGAAGACGAUGUGCAUUUCCCUACGCUUACCGUGAAUCGGACAAUGAAAUUCGCCUUGCGUAACAAAGUUCCCAAUGAGCGGCCCAGUGAGCUCGCUCAUCGCAAAGACUUUGUGCUGGAAAAGCGAGAUCAAAUCCUUGACUCACUCGGUAUCGGGCACACAAAGAAAACCCUCGUUGGUAACGAGUUUAUUCGUGGAGUCUCUGGGGGUGAGCGCAAGCGUGUUUCGCUGGCUGAACUGAUGGCGGGUCAUAGUCCGGUCCAAUUGUGGGACAAUCCGACCCGAGGUCUCGAUUCCAAGGCUGCAGCGAGUUUUGCUCGAAUGCUGCGCCGUGAAGCCGACGAGAAUGACAAGACAAUGAUCACAACGACUUACCAGGCAGGAAACGAUAUCUACAAUCAGUUCGAUAAGGUCCUCGUUCUCGCCGAUGGUAGAGUUACGUACUACGGCCCACGGGAACUAGCCAAAGGCUACUUUGAGGAUUUGGGUUUUGAAUUUCCCAAAGGAGCCAAUGUUGCUGAUUACUUGACGUCAGUCACUGUUUUGACUGAGCGCAUUGUUCGUCCCGGCUGGGAGGAUAAGGUACCAAACACACCAGAGGAGUUUGAGUCACGAUACCAUAACAGCCCAAUCUACCAGACCCAGUUGGGUGCUAUUGAGUCUCCCGACAAGCUCCUUUACGAGACUGAGGAUCUCAAAGCCGCUGUAUCAAGCGAGAAGCGGAAACAACAUAUUCGUCGCGAGCAGAGCGUCUAUACGACAAGUCUAUGGGAUCAAGUCGCUUCAUGUACGGUUCGCCAGUUUCAGAUCAUGUGGGGAGACAAAUUCUCUUUGAUCGUCAGGGUUUCUUCAGCCAUCAUCCAGGCUCUUGUGUGCGGAUCUCUCUUUUACAACCUCUCUGAAGAUAGCUCUUCAAUUUUCCUGCGCCCGGGAGCCCUCUUCUUCCCGGUCCUGUACUUCUUGCUGGAGUCCAUGUCUGAAACCACUGGAUCUUUCAUGGGUCGUCCCAUUCUCUCCCGUCAAAAAAGAUUCGGAUUUUAUCGACCCACCGCAUUCUGUAUCGCCAACGCGAUUACAGAUGUCCCUGUGGUCAUGAUUCAGGUCUCGUGCUUUUCUUUGAUCUUAUACUUCAUGGCUGCGCUGCAGAUGGAUGCCGGGCGGUUUUUUACCUACUGGAUUAUUAUCAUCGCACAAACGCUGUGUUUUAUUCAACUUUUCCGUUCGAUUGGUGCGCUUUGCAAAAGGUUUGGAAAUGCAUCUAUGAUCAGUGGACUCCUUUCCACGGUCUUCUUUGUCUACGGAGGUUAUUUGGUUCCAUUUAAGAAGAUGCAUGUCUGGUUCCGCUGGAUCUUUUACCUUAACCCAGGAGCUUACGCAUUUGAAGCACUCAUGGCAAAUGAGUUUGUUGGGCGUGAGUUCAAGUGCAUCGAGCCCGAUUACAUCCCUUAUGGCGAAGGAUACUCCAACUCCGCAUCAAAAUACCGGGGCUGUUCUGUCGCUGGAAGUACCGAUGGGGUGAUCAACGGAGCCGCUUAUAUUCGUGAGCAAUACAGCUACUCUGCCGGCCACAUCUGGCGUAGCUUCGGAAUCAUCGUCGGAUUCUGGGUAUUCUUCAUCGCUUUGACAUCAAUUGGUUUUGAGCUCUUCAACAGCCAGAGUGGUUCCUCGGUGCUGCUAUACAAACGUGGAAGCGAAAAGACACGGCAAGGGGAUGCUGAAAAGGCACCCUCUAGCAAGCCGCCAACUGAUGCGAGUGCUUUUUCUGGCUCACUCAAACAGUCAACUUUUACAUGGAAGAACCUCGACUAUCAUGUGCCAUUUCACGGUGAAAAGAAGCAACUUUUGAAUCAGGUUUUUGGUUUUGUCAAGCCUGGAAACUUGGUUGCUUUGAUGGGCGCCUCGGGCGCUGGAAAGACUACACUGCUUGACGUUUUAGCCCAAAGAAAGGAUUCCGGAGAAAUUCAUGGAUCUAUUCUCAUUGAUGGCAGGCCUCAAGGUCUCAGCUUCCAACGGACGACUGGUUACUGCGAGCAACUGGAUGUGCAUGAGAGUACUGCGACGGUAAAGGAAGCGCUGGUCUUCUCAGCCCUUCUCCGUCAACCGGCAACUGUCUUGCACGAUGAAAAAAUUGCAUAUGUGGAACAUAUAAUCAACCUUCUGGAGCUUGAUGACAUUAGCGAUGCUCUCAUUGGAGUACCUGGGGCUGGCCUGAGCAUCGAACAACGGAAACGUGUAACGUUGGGUGUUGAGCUCGUCGCAAAGCCCACGUUGCUGUUUCUGGACGAACCUACCUCGGGUCUUGAUGGUCAAAGCGCAUACAACAUUGUGCGCUUUCUUAGGAGGCUUGUGGAAGGAGGGCAAGCUGUUCUAUGCACAAUUCAUCAACCGUCUGCGGUCCUGUUCGACGCGUUCGAUGGUCUCUUACUACUUGCAAAGGGUGGCAGGAUGACAUAUUUCGGCGAAACUGGCAAGGACUCGAGCAAAAUUUUGGACUACUUCUCCCGUAACGGUGCACCCUGUCCACCAGAUGCCAACCCUGCUGAACAUAUUAUCGAUGUGGUUCAAGGUAGUGGAACUACUAAGCAGAUCGACUGGGUUGAUGUCUGGAGUCAGUCCCCGGAGCGGGAACGGGCUCUGGAAGAACUGGAUGCUCUCAACGCAGCCGGGCUAGCUGCGCCUGACUAUGUUGAAGAUACUGCGGACUAUGCUACUUCUCACUGGUAUCAGUUUAAAUUGGUGUCUAAACGUCUCACUAUUCAGAUUUGGCGCUCUCCGGAUUAUAUGUGGAACAAGAUGAUCCUUCACAUCUUCGCCGCACUCUUCAGCGGUUUCACCUUUUGGAAAAUCGGAGACGGCACUUUUGCUCUCCAGCUGCGGCUUUUUGCCAUCUUCAACUUCAUUUUCGUCGCACCCGGAUGCAUCAAUCAAAUGCAACCUUUCUUCUUGCAUAAUCGUGAUAUUUUUGAGACCCGCGAAAAGAAGUCCAAGACAUACCACUGGAUCGCCUUCAUUGGUGCUCAAGCAGUUACAGAGGUCCCAUAUCUCAUUAUCUGCGCAACUCUUUACUUCGUUUGCUUCUACUUCACGGCCGGAUUGCCGGUUGACUCCAGCAUUUCGGGUCAUUUCUACCUCCAGAUGAUCUUCUACGAGUUUCUAUAUACCUCAAUCGGCCAGGCCAUCGCAGCAUACGCUCCCAAUGAGUACUUUGCUGCGGUUAUGAACCCAGUAUUGAUUGGAGCAGGUUUGGUCAGCUUUUGUGGAGUUGUGGUUCCAUAUUCUUCGAUGCAGGCCUUCUGGCGCUACUGGCUGUACUACCUUGACCCCUUCACUUACCUCGUUGGUGGACUCUUGGGUGAGAUUCUCUGGGAUGUUAAGGUUAAAUGUGAACCCUCGGAAUACACCACAUUCAGCGCCCCAUCAGGUCAAACUUGUGGCGAAUACAUGGCCGACUUCCUCAGGUCGCAAGCCGGUUAUUUGCUGGAUUCGAACGCGACUGAGACUUGCUCCUUCUGCCAGUACUCCACUGGUGCAGACUACGCCAAGACUUUCAAUCUCAAGGAGAAGUACUACUCGUGGAGAGAUACUGGUAUAACAGCUUUGUUCUGCAUCACGUCUUACAUCAUGGUGUUCACAAUGAUGAAACUUAGAAGCAAGAAAACCAAGAGUGCUCGCUCCGAAUAG
Molecule: messenger RNA, 4089 nt
Organism: Penicillium odoratum
Lineage: Eukaryota; Fungi; Ascomycota; Eurotiomycetes; Eurotiales; Aspergillaceae
Product: putative ABC multidrug transporter
Exons: 14
Coding region: 1-4089 (1362 amino acids)
Biological process (GO): transmembrane transport
Cellular component (GO): membrane
Molecular function (GO): ATP hydrolysis activity; ABC-type transporter activity; ATP binding
Source: RefSeq, a predicted model, not a curated record